GCAUCUCCUGCGGGUAUGAUCACGCCAGUUUUAUGAUUUGUGCAGUAUAGCAUGAAUUUGAAACGUUCGUCGUCGAAGUAAUAAGUACUAUUUAUUAGUACUGUUUAAAAUAAUUAACGUACAAACUAAUUCCUCACAAAUAUGAAAUCCAAAAAGUCGGGUAAUGCUGCAGCAGUUUAUUUGAAAACUUAUAAUCUCGUUCAAGUUUUUGGCUGGAGUUACAUAUUUUAUAAGUUUUUGACCAAUGAUUUUUCUGCACCACAGUUAAAUUUGUGGCACGAUGUUAAAUGGCCAGUUAUUAUUUUCCAACAUGCUGCUCUUUUAGAGGUACUACAUGCAGCAUUUGGUUUAGUUAAAUCAAACCCUGUGCUCACAAUUUUCCAAGUUUCUAGUCGUAUUAUUAUUGUAAGCGGUGUAUUACUUGCUACUCCAGAAAGUUAUGCAGCAUCUUCUCUUGGUCUCCUACUUGCCAUUUCAGCAUGGUCAAUAACAGAAAUAAUUAGAUAUAUGUUUUAUUUUAUGAACUUAAAUGGUUUUGUACCACAUAUACUAACAUGGUUAAGAUAUACACUUUUUAUCAUAUUGUAUCCUGUGGGUGUAACAGGUGAACUGUUAUGUUUAUAUUCUGCUAUAAAAUAUGCAAGUUCUCACCCAGAUGCUUGGAGUUACAGACUUCCUAAUACAUGGAACUUUACUUUUAGUUAUUACAUGACUCUUGUAAUUGUAGGAUUAACAUAUAUUCCUGUAUUUCCCCAAUUAUAUUUGCACAUGUUUGUCCAAAGGCGUAAGACAUUAGGAGUUGAUGCAUCCAAGAAAGCUCAAUAAUAUAAAUAAAAUUUUAUAUGUAUAUUAUUA
Molecule: messenger RNA, 855 nt
Organism: Megachile rotundata (alfalfa leafcutting bee)
Lineage: Eukaryota; Metazoa; Arthropoda; Insecta; Hymenoptera; Megachilidae
Gene: Hacd1
Product: 3-hydroxyacyl-CoA dehydratase 1
Biological process (GO): very long-chain fatty acid biosynthetic process; sphingolipid biosynthetic process; fatty acid elongation
Cellular component (GO): endoplasmic reticulum membrane
Molecular function (GO): 3-hydroxyacyl-CoA dehydratase activity
Source: RefSeq, a predicted model, not a curated record